This is a messenger RNA of Wyeomyia smithii (pitcher-plant mosquito), 1318 nucleotides long. RefSeq names its product clavesin-2-like. The transcript is spliced from 2 exons. The record is from RefSeq and is a predicted model, not a curated record. NCBI's taxonomy places the organism in Eukaryota, Metazoa, Arthropoda, Insecta, Diptera, Culicidae. Bases 61 to 1056 code for a protein of 331 amino acids. Gene Ontology annotation, cellular component: membrane. Gene Ontology annotation, molecular function: phosphatidylinositol bisphosphate binding.
CCAUCCUCAGCGCGUUUAGCUAGUUCGAAAGUGCAAGUUUAUCUCUACAGCAACAGCAAGAUGUACAAAGUGGAAAGCAAUUUUUAUUCGGUUCCCAGCCUCGACAAAUCUCCGGCAUCAUAUGAUAAUCAAGUAGCUGAGUUGAGCGAUUUUUACAAAAAGAUCGCACAGGAAGAAUUACGCGAGGACGACAGCACUCGUGAAAAAAGUCUUCAACAGAUGCGAGAUUGGAUCGCAAAGAACCCAAACAUCAGAAAAUGUCGCACGGAUACUCCGUUUUUACUGCGGUAUCUUCGUAGCAAGAAAUACUGCAUCAACACGGCUACCGAAACGCUAGAAAAAUAUCUCGCCGGACGCGUGCUGCAUCCCGAUUGGUUUAAGAAUCUAGACGUUCAGGACCCUGAGCUAGGUGCUUUGGUAGAUUCAGGCUAUCUCUUCCCCUUAUUGGAACGCGACAGCCAAGGUCGUACAUUAAUUUUUAACGACACGGCCCAGCUAGAUCCUACCAAGUAUACGGCCGCACAUGUCACGCGCAUCCAUUUGUUGACCAACGAAGCUUUGUACGAUAUGCCCGAGGUUCAAUGCGCUGGUGUGGUCAUGGUUUAUGAUCUGUCUGGAAUGAGUCUGGCACAGUUGAGCUUAGUAUCGUUGAAUGAAAUCCGUAUAUUGGCCGGAUAUCUGAACAAUGGAACUCCGAUGCGUAUACGAGAGUUCCACUUUGUCAACACCCCGAGUGCUACACUAACUAUUGUUAACUUCGCGCUACAGUUGCUGAGUGAGAAGCUGCGAGAACGUGUUUUUUGCCACAAAAAUUUUGACGAACUAUACACGAAAGUAGACAGGAAUCUGCUGCCGAAGGAGUUUGGUGGUAAAAGCCCCAAGGCUGAAUAUAUUGCUGCCUUCAAGCAACACUGUCUGAAGUUACGUGAUAAACUGAACAAUAGCGAUCUCAUGGAUAUCGAGAUCAGUAAAGAUUCUAAAUACUGGCAGGAAAGUCAUAGCGCAGAACUGGAAAGCGGUGCGAUCGGUAGCUUCCGGCAGCUGGUUGUCGACUGAGAAUAUCAAAUAACUUACAUUUUAGUAUUUGUUUUACAAAAAGGUUCUUUUUUUGUUGUGUGAUGAUAAGGUUUGAAUGCUCAGUUGUUGAGGAUGAAGGUGUUUCUUCACGCGCUGAUGUUCUUUAGUACAAGAAAUUAUGGUCUGAUUUUUCCCCUUGCACAUUUUCAUUAUACAACUAUUUCGAGUGUGUGUUAAAAACUGCAAACUUUAGUGUUUGCAGUAUAAUCGUUUGGUUACCAAAAACAGUUAAAUAAAUGUG